Molecule: messenger RNA, 1968 nt
Organism: Apodemus sylvaticus (European woodmouse)
Lineage: Eukaryota; Metazoa; Chordata; Mammalia; Rodentia; Muridae
Gene: Scnn1g
Product: sodium channel epithelial 1 subunit gamma
Exons: 12
Coding region: 1-1968 (655 amino acids)
Biological process (GO): sodium ion transmembrane transport
Cellular component (GO): membrane
Molecular function (GO): ligand-gated sodium channel activity
Source: RefSeq, a predicted model, not a curated record
AUGGCGCCUGGAGAGAAGAUCAAAGCCAAAAUCAAAAAGAAUCUGCCUGUUCGAGGCCCCCAGGCACCAACCAUUAAGGACCUGAUGCAUUGGUACUGCCUGAACACCAACACCCACGGCUGCCGCCGCAUCGUGGUGUCCCGAGGCCGCCUUCGGCGCCUGCUGUGGAUCGCGUUCACGCUGACCGCAGUGGCCCUCAUUAUCUGGCAGUGCGCCCUCCUCGUCUUCUCUUUCUACACCGUCUCUGUCUCCAUCAAAGUCCACUUUCAGAAACUGGAUUUCCCUGCCGUCACUAUCUGCAAUAUCAAUCCCUACAAGUACAGUGUUGUGAGUGACCUUCUGACUGACUUGGACAGUGAGACAAAACAGGCCUUGCUGUCCUUGUAUGGGGUCAAAGAUGUCCCAGACGGUACAGCUCGGAAACGCCGGGAAGCAGGAUCCAUGCGCUCUGCCUGGGAAGGCACACCACCCAGAUUCCUCAACCUGAUCCCACUGCUUGUCUUCAAUGAGAAUGAGAAGGGAAAGGCCAGGGACUUCUUCACUGGUCGGAAGCGGAAAAUCAGUGGGAAAAUCAUUCACAAGGCUUCUAAUGUCAUGCACGUUCAUGAGUCGAAGAAACUGGUGGGAUUUCAGUUGUGCUCAAAUGACACUUCUGACUGUGCCACCUAUACCUUCAGCUCGGGAAUCAAUGCCAUCCAGGAGUGGUACAAGCUUCACUACAUGAAUAUCAUGGCACAGGUGCCUCUAGAGAAGAAAAUCAACAUGAGCUAUUCUGCCGAAGAUCUGCUGGUGACCUGCUUCUUUGAUGGGAUGUCCUGUGAUGCCAGGAACUUCACGCUUUUCCACCAUCCAAUGUACGGGAACUGCUACACGUUCAACAACAAAGAAAAUGCCACCAUCCUCAGCACCUCCAUGGGAGGCAGUGAGUAUGGGCUGCAAGUCAUCUUGUACAUUAAUGAAGAUGAAUACAACCCCUUCCUGGUGUCCUCCACUGGAGCCAAGGUGCUCAUCCACCAGCAGAAUGAAUACCCCUUCAUUGAAGACGUGGGGACCGAGAUCGAGACAGCAAUGUCCACUUCCAUAGGAAUGCACCUGACAGAAUCCUUCAAGUUGAGCGAACCUUAUAGCCAGUGCACAGAGGACGGCAGCGAUGUGCCCGUCACAAACAUCUACAAUGCAGCCUACUCUCUCCAGAUCUGCCUUUAUUCAUGCUUCCAAACAAAGAUGGUGGAAAAAUGUGGCUGUGCCCAGUACAGCCAGCCUCUGCCUCCAGCAGCCAAUUACUGCAACUACCAGCAACACCCCAACUGGAUGUAUUGUUACUACCAGCUGUACCAGGCCUUUGUCCGGGAAGAACUGGGAUGCCAAUCAGUGUGUAAGCAAUCCUGCAGCUUUAAGGAAUGGACACUGACCACCAGCUUGGCCCAGUGGCCAUCUGAGGCUUCUGAGAAAUGGUUGCUGAAUGUUCUCACCUGGGACCAAAGCCAGCAAAUAAACAAAAAGCUCAACAAGACUGACCUGGCCAAGCUCUUGAUAUUCUACAAAGACCUGAACCAAAGAUCCAUCAUGGAGAGCCCAGCCAACAGUAUUGAGAUGCUUCUGUCCAACUUUGGUGGACAGCUCGGCCUGUGGAUGAGCUGUUCAGUCGUCUGUGUCAUCGAAAUCAUCGAAGUCUUCUUCAUUGACUUCUUCUCUAUUAUCGCCCGCCGUCAGUGGCAGAAGGCCAAGGAUUGGUGGGCCCGUAGGCGGACACCGCCCUCCACUGAGACUCCCUCCAGCCAGCAGGGCCAGGAUAAUCCAGCUCUGGAUAUGGAUGAUGAUCUGCCCACUUUUACCUCUGCUAUGCGCCUGCCUCCAGCCCCGGAAGCCCCAGUGCCUGGCACGCCACCACCCAGAUACAAUACCUUGCGCUUGGACAGUGCCUUUUCCUCCCAGCUCACAGACACUCAGUUGAACAAUGAGUUCUAA